GGAAGACAAGUUUUCUUGGUAGACUAAUGUAUUUAUAUAUCCAACAACCUAUCUUGAUAUAUAAAUUUCAACUUCCGAGAAUACCUCACAGGUAGAGCUAUUUAUAAUUUUGAAAACGUGGAUUUAUAUAUAGAGUGAUGACGUAGAUUUAUAUAUAGAGUGAUGAUGUGUCGGCAAAAAUAAAAUUAGCUAUUUCUGAAAACCAGCAAGGUUGUUUUACCGCACAGUCACACACAUGGUGAUACUUUCGGUUUCGUUUCAACAUGGAAUACAUAAUUAAACAUCGUUUUACUUUCGUUUUCCUAUAUCAUUAUAUUGACAAAUGAUUUUAGGAUAUAUUCUAAAAUGGCGUCCGGACCGCUGCACUGUGAUUUCUGUAAAAUGGACGCAGGGACAGAUCCAGUUCUGGUUGAAGCAUGUCGUCACAUACACUGCCGAUACUGUAAGAGAGGAAUGACAAUGAAGAGUAAAAUUCACGGAAGCAGGCUAACAAACUGCUACAAAUGUUUAAUAUGUCAUAGAUAUGGCAAACUGCUCAACAUAGAUAGUGUUAAAAACAACGAGCAGGUCCUGCCAAGUAUCCUAAACGCACAUCACCGUCGGUAUGAACACGAAGCUGUACUUUCAAAACAAGGACCUGACGUUCAUGAUCAGUACAGCCAAAGAUAUGAAAUAAGGGGGCUAAAAAACUCAAAAUUGACAUGCGCCAUCAACGCUGUUGUACAGGUGUUAGCACAAACGCCAGGAUUUUUUGAGGAUGUGCAUGACUAUUGCAGUAAGAGUAAACAAAAGUAUCUGGCAAGCACACUUUUAGAAGUCAUUGUAGAUGUAAAUGGUGCACUGGGUCAAAGUAGUACAGAAGCAUUGCAAGCUGAAGUCAUCAGACGUGGGGAUGACUUUUCCUUCUGGAAACAGCACGACUGCCAUUCCUUUCUGUUGUGUCUGAUUGAAGCUUUGAGAGAAGACCUGGGAAAAGACAGUAUGGAGUUAUUCACGGGACAGAUAAAGAAUCGAUUUGAAUGCGCAAAAUGUAUGCAAAAAGAGUGUUCCGAACUUCAGGACUUCACAUCGUUAUGUAUUCCUGUCACUGAGAAAUCUGUGGAUAAUGGUAUACAGCUCCUUUUCCGAAAGGAAAGGUUGGCAGAUUCCAAUAUGUUGUGUCGAUCGUGUAGUAAAGGUCAGAAAUCAGGGGCUGGAAAAUUGUAUAUCAAAGAGUUACUGCUUGAGAGAGCUCCCAGCAUUUUUAUCCUUCAACUGGCAAGAUUUAAAGAGGUGAGAACAAGUAAUGGACUCGUGAAAUUAGAAAAACUACAAACCUUGGUUCCAUACAACAAGAAAAUACAGCUCCAUACAGGCGAAAAAUCCUUAGUUACAUACAAGUUAUACGCCAUUAUUUCCCAUCUAGGGACUAUCGAAGGUGGUCAUUAUGUGUCAUAUGUACAGACACUGAAAGGUCAGCGUGACCUUGCUACCCCAACCCACAGAGACAACGACACACGUGGUCAUGCACGUGACCGUUCAAGUACAUGGUACCAUUGCACAGAUUCUAUUGUCACGCGAGUGAGUCCAGACAAUGGGUAUCCCAUUUGCUCCGACGCGUAUCUAUUGUUUUAUCACAAAAUGGAACGUUCAUGCUAAUGUGUUGAUACUUUGGCAACAACAUGUGGUAGAUCUGACACUGGAUAAAAAUAUAUAUUGGAUAUAAAUAUGAAAGAUGUAACAUGGUGAUGAUAAUGUUGCAAACAAGAAAAUGAAAAUUCUUUAGCGCACGAUAACAAAUUCUCGUUUAAGAUUUAUUUAAUCUUUGAAUUGUUUGUUCUGGAUUAUUUUAAUCAUUGUUUUAAUGAUAAUUAGACCCACGGGAAAUAUUACUAUCGAGAAUAAAUAAAUGACGUCAUAUUAUUUUUCUAGGUAGUGGAAAAUGUCCCUGUCGAAAUAAGCCUGUUAUAGUUUUAUGCAAUGUAUGUGCUACCGGUAAAUAAUACUGAAUAAAACAUAUACUGAUAUUA
Messenger RNA from Pecten maximus, 2009 nucleotides. RefSeq names its product ubiquitin carboxyl-terminal hydrolase 2-like. Lineage: Eukaryota; Metazoa; Mollusca; Bivalvia; Pectinida; Pectinidae. Gene Ontology annotation, molecular function: cysteine-type endopeptidase activity; cysteine-type deubiquitinase activity. Gene Ontology annotation, biological process: protein deubiquitination. The coding region runs from base 346 to 1638 and encodes 430 amino acids. The record is from RefSeq and is a predicted model, not a curated record. Gene Ontology annotation, cellular component: nucleus; cytosol. The transcript has 14 exons.